Messenger RNA from Candoia aspera, 6017 nucleotides. RefSeq names its product fibronectin type III domain containing 1 (gene FNDC1). The transcript is spliced from 19 exons. Lineage: Eukaryota; Metazoa; Chordata; Lepidosauria; Squamata; Candoiidae. Bases 143 to 5248 code for a protein of 1701 amino acids. The record is from RefSeq and is a predicted model, not a curated record. Gene Ontology annotation, molecular function: protein binding.
AGUACCAAACAGACCUUUGAGAACACGCAUCCGUUCAUCAUCAGGCAGGUCAUCCUUUCAGUGGAGACCAUCCCAGUCUGCAAACUCAAGCCCACGUAGAUACCCAGGUUACCUUCAUGGAUAUGGGGAAAGCAGCAGAAAAAUGAGUUUUAAAUUACUGCCCAAAGAAGAAAGAGCCCAUUAUAUUAAAAAAAUAGCAUCUGAAUCCGUAUAUCUGGUUUCACCACAUUCAAGGAAUUUCCAAAGGCGGAGUCAACCGGUGCGUCAGGCUGCAUUAACCAAGAGGAAAGUCACAGAGGAAGAUGAACUGGAAGAAACAAAAGACAUUGCUAUUCGGGUCAUGUCCUCUCACUCAGUACUGGUCACUUGGACAGAUCCCUUCAGUGAAAAGCAGAAAAAACCCAUCCCCUCUAGGCAGUUUACUGUCCGUUACAGAGAGAAAGGGGAAUCAGCAAGGUGGGAUUACAAACAAGUAUCCAACAGGCGGGUCUUGGUGGAUAAACUAAUUCCAGACACCAUGUAUGAAUUUGCAGUUAAAAUUUCACAAGGAGAAAGGGAGGGCAAAUGGAGUACUUCAGUUUACCAAAGAACCCCAGAAACUGCUCCCACUAGUGCCCCAGAAAACCUCAAUGUUUGGCCAAUUAAAGGCAAUACCCCUUCGGUUGUGGCUACCUGGGAUGCCCUUGCAGAAAGUGAAGGAAGAGUGAAAGAAUACAUUCUUUCAUACGCCCCGGCACUCAAACCCUUCGGCGCAAAGUCCAUUUCCUACCCGGGAGACACUACAUCUGCUGCAGUGGAGGGUCUGCAACCUGGGGAGCGCUAUAUUUUCAAAAUUCGUGCCGCAAACAGGAGAGGCCAAGGCCCUCAGUCAAAAGCCUUCAGCGUCGCCAUGCCAGCAAAUAAACUGAAGAUGAAUCAACAAACAAAUACUGAAGAUGAUUUGUCUGUGAAAAUUAUGCCUUCUUCCCCUUUUCUAACUUCUGCCUUGUCUCAAAAUGCUUCACCAUCCUCUUCUUCUAAGCAUUUUUCUAGUCAUCCAGUUAGUUUUCCUGAUGAGAGAGAUUCAAAAAAUCCAGUUUCUGAUCUGAACAAUAAAGUCCUAGGUGGUAAUAGAGUAUCUCCCAAAACUACUUUAUCUUCAAAAAAAGAAGCAGAACUGAAAAUGGCUUCUCAUUCUACAGAAGACAUAGUUGAUUCUGUCAAGGAGACAUCAACAAUGCAACCCAAAGUUCAGAAUGUUAAAGGAAGUGUUAAGUCCCAUUCCCCUAUUAAACCUGCACACACUUUCACAUCCUCAGGUAAAGCACCUCUUAGGACACGCACCCCAGUAAGAGUAGGGCAAACAAAUACUGAUAAGCAUAGAUCAUUACCAUCUUCUUCCUCACUAUCUUCCCUUCCCAAAGAUACAGACAAUGAAACAAAGAAUCUAAAACAGGACAGACCUAACUUUUCUCCUGUCCCCAAAGCUACUUUAGAUGAUUUGCCUGUUGAUAAUGAAAGUAACGAUCAAGUAGACAGUCUGGAGGACAAGCCAACAAUGUUUCCUAGAACUCCAGAAGAGAGUCAUUCAGUUUUGCUUUCAAAUAAGCAACUGUCUUCAUCUCAGAAGACAAGUCUUAGUAGAUCCACCAAAUUGCGUGUCCCUUCUAUAUCAGUUAAAUCUCCUUCACCAACUGUAGCUAUAAAGUCUCAAAAUCAUUCACAACACCUCUCUUACAAACUAAUUACACCUGACACCAGUGAUACUCUUGACAGUGAUAAGAGCAGAGGAACAGAAAAAAGAGGGCAGAAGCUAAGUUCCAGGACUUCUCCUCAGGGCGGUUCAUCUCCAUCUGUGCAAACAAAGCCUCUCACACAUUCUAAUCGCCAUGCAUUGAGAGAUCCAAGAAUAACUACCUCUGCUGUUUCUGCUGCUGCUACCCACACUUUACCUCAUUUACAUGUUUUAUCUUCUGAUAAACAUAAGUCCAAAGGAAGAGAUAAUUCUGAUGAUAGUGGAAAUGAAAAGAGUGAAAGAGAAGGUGAUGAAGAGGACAAACAAGGGUCAACAUCUUCUAGACCAAAGUUUAGGCCCUCUUCAAGCCUGGCUAUGUCAGAACGCUUUGAUUUGUUAAAAUAUAGAUCAGUUAUUACUUCUAACAGAUUUGCAAAUAGAGCUACCAAUAAUUAUGAUGCAAGAAUGCAACCAUCUAAAGAUCCUUCCACUGCACAGUCUUCCAAAGUUCAUCCGCAGUUUAGUUCCCGUUUAGCAUCUGGCAGUACUAGUCUUAGGUCUAAUUUCAAUACUGAUAAAAAACAGGAGGGUAAAAAUGACAGUCCUCUACCAUCCACUCCGCCCCAUAGUUAUUCACCAUUUUCUAAGCAGUCUUCAGUAGAUGAUUUCAAAAGGAGGAGUCCUAUGCCUGAAACUAAGAGUCACCACAGAGUUAUACCCACUAACAAACCUAACCUUGCAAACACACAAGAAAAUAACCAUAAUAAAGAAAGAGAAACUGCAGUUACAGAUUUGUCAAGAAUAUCUGCAGAAAAAUCAUUUCCUCUGCGUUUUCCUGCUUCCCGGUCUCAACUUGAUGAUCUCAAGAUUAAGGUUACAUCUCCUAGGACAAAACAAACAUCAUCUUUGUCAAAGAAACCAAAUACUGCUUUAUCCCGUAAAAUUGUACAACCAGAAUUCAGCCGUUCCUCAAAAGCAUCAACUGAUCGGGCACAACUUCGACUCUCCUUAAACUCAAGAAGUGAUCUGAUCUCCCUUCCAAAGAAUGACAAAGAAGUUACUGAUAAUGACAGUUCAGAAAACAAAGAAACAAAUGAUAAAGAGGAACAGAGGGGGUCUCCUUCAGCACCUGCCAAAGAAGUUCUCAUCUCUAGAAGAAUAUCUACAUCUUUGUCUCAGGGAAGAACCAGCUCUCUUUCAAAGCAUUCUGAUUCUCAGUUUGAUAAAACUGAUGAAAGAUCUCCAACUCAGCUGUUACCAGGAAAACAAGCUGGGUCAAAAGUUGUUACUUCUACUGAAGUUACCUCUGAUGUAUAUAAAUUGCCUUCUUCUUCCCACCAAUCUAAACGUGUACAGCCAAUAUCUACCUCUCCAAAAGACACAAUCAAAGACUAUCAAUACAAUAGAGAAACUUCUCCGAAGCAGACACACCUUUCAGUGCCCCGUUAUACAUCUGGUUCCAGAAUUCCCAGUCGGAUAGCAUCCCAAAUAAACAAAAAGCAUGGACUUUUCCAGCCAGCCCCUACAAAGGUUGAACUAUCUCCAAAACUGCCUUCCUCUAAAAUACAUCAGUCAGUUUCAAAUAGUGAUGAUGAUUAUGAAGAUUAUGACCUAUCAGAUGUAGAGAAAGAUCCCACUUUGUCUUCAGCAGCCAAGACUUCCCAAAUCCCUAACAAACUGAAAUCCUUGCCUAAACUAAACUUGGCUUUGCCACACAUAUCUGAAUCUGCUUCUGUAUCUUCUCAUAGUCACUUGACUCCUACUGUUUUUCCAACACAUUCAUCAACUUCUCCUUCAGUGCCCCCCAUUCAACGAAUACAGAACUCAAGAUUAUUAAAUCCUGUUCAACAACAGCAACUUCGAUUUCCUCAUAGACAAGGUAAUGGUGGAAGACCCAAUCUGACGACAAAAACAGAUCUAAAUAAUAAAAUAGCUCCCAAUAAUAAUGGAAAACGAAAUGGACAAAAAAUAAUAAAUGGUCCACAAGGAAUAAAGUGGAUUGUGGACCUCGACCGAGGGCUGGUGCUGAAUGCCGAAGGCAGGUAUCUCCAAGAUUCCCAAGGAAAACCUCUCAGAAUAAAACUAGGCGGAGAUGGCCGCACUGUCGUUGAUUCUAAAGGAGCUCCAGUAGUAAGUCCAGAAGGCUUACCUUUGUUUGGACAUGGAAGAUUUAGCAAACCUGUAGCAAAUGCACAGGAUAAACCAAUAAUAAGUCUUGGAGGUAAGCCAUUGAUAGGCCUUGAAAUGGUUAAAAAAACAACCGCUCCUACAACAACAACAACAACAACAACAACUACAACUACUCCUGAACCUACAACUACUCCUGAACCUACAACUACUGAGCCACCAACAGAGAAACCAUUGGCUACCUGUCCUCCAGGCACCUACACAGAGAAUGAUGAAGAAGGGAAUCUUGUAUUAGGCCGGGAUGGUCUACCUGAAUGCCAUUCUGAAGAUAUAUUCUCAGGGCUUGAUGCAGAUAUAACGGGAACUACAGAAUCAUAUGUGGUUUAUGAUGAAGAUUAUGAGUUUUUUGAAAGUACUUUGCCUCCAUUUACCACCACCAUCGCCACCACCUCCACCACCACGACUGAAGCACUCCCUGAAACCAGCUUUCCAGAGUUUAGUGUCACAGGCACAGAUCCUUUAUCAGAAUAUGAUUCGGCUGGAAAGAAACGAUUUACUGCUCCUUAUGUGACUUAUCUAAAUAAAGACCCGGCAGCUCCAUGUUCGUUGACGGAGGCACUAGAUCACUUCCAAGUAGAAAGCCUGGAAGAAAUCAUUCCCAAGAACUUAAAUACAGAGAUGCAACCUCAGAAGGCUCCUUACAACAUCACCAUAGUAGCUGUGGAAGGCUGCCAUUCUUUUGUGAUCGUUGACUGGGCUGCACCUAUCCAUGGGGACCUGGUCACAGGUUAUUUAGUUUACAGUGCAUCCUAUGAAGAUGUCAUCAGGAACAAAUGGACAACCAAGAGUGCAGGAAGCACUAAGUUGCCCAUUGAAAACUUGAAGCCAAAUACAAGGUAUUACUUUAAAGUCCAAGCAACGAAUCCUUAUGGUUACGGUCCUAUAAGUUCAUCCAUCUCCUAUGUCACUGAAUCUGAUAAUCCUCUUCUUAUUGUCAGACCACCAGGUGGUGAACCCAUCUGGAUCCCAUUCACUUUUAAAUAUGAUCCCACGUACUCAGAAUGCAGCGGCAAGCAAUAUGUAAAACGGACGUGGUACAGGAAAUUUGUAGGUGUUGUUCUUUGUAAUUCAUUGAGAUACAAGAUUUACCUCAGUGAUGAUCUGAGAGAUACAUUUUACAGCAUUGGGGAUAGCUGGGGAAGAGGUGAAGAUCACUGUCAGUUUGUAGAUUCACACUUGGAUGGACGAACAGGACCACAGUCCUAUGUGGAAGCUCUGCCUCCUAUUCAAGGUUAUUAUCGCCAGUAUCGACAAGAGCCUGUAUCAUUUGGACGCAUUGGAUAUAUGACACCCUAUUACUAUGUGGGCUGGUAUGAGUGUGGUGUACCAAUUCCAGGGAAGUGGUAGCUGUGCCACCGUCUUCUGCAGAUCUUAACCACAACUUUUAAAUAACUGCCAUUGAAGGACGUGGAGCAGCUGGUUUUGGGAAUGAAAGAAAACAGAAAUCCCGCAAAGGAAGAAACUAGAGAAGCUCACUGGAACUCAGUGCUUUUGUUAUCCUAAGUCUAUGGUGCUGCUUGGUUAUUCUGCUUCAGGACAUGUACAGGAUGAAUUUUGGGUUGUCCUGCCAUCUCCUUGGUUUUGAUAGGCCUGGAAAUGUAACUGAAAUGAGCACUUAUCUAUGCUCAGUGAAGCCUAAUAUAUUUGAUUAACCACACAGAAAAAUGGAAUUGUGAUAUAUCUUGCAAGAAAACGACUUAAGCAUGCUGUGCUUGCAUUAUGGAAUGUUAACCACUUUCCACUGCUAUUAAUAGAAUUCUUUGUUGUUAUCAGCUGGUGGUUGUGAGCUUCAGAAUGUUGCCUCACAGCCGCACUAUGUUGCAAAACAGCCAUGAAAACCAAAUGGAAGUGUUGCUCAAAGCUUCUUCCGGGGGUUUGCACAUUGCUGAACAAAAUACCAGGUCACUCUAUAAAUUCAGCUGACACAAACAAUGAACAACCAGCACUGUAUGGUUGCAGAAAUACUUUUUAAAACUGAGAUUUUUUUUAAAAAAAGAAUUUGGAUAAAUAUGUUUAUGGGUUGAUGUUUAUGUAAAAGGUGCUAUUCAUAACAAGUCUUCUAAAAAAAAUAUUCUGUGAAAAAUAUACUAUGCACAAUACAUUAAUCAUAUAAUGA